AUGUCCUUCAAACAAUAUCUUACCAUGGUUGUGAUGUGUGUCACGAUGUCUUUCUUGCUUAAUAUCAACUCGAUCAAUGCUAGGGAUCUCGCUUGUACUGGUGGAUACAAUCCAGAAGUCCCAAACCGUAAAGAGGGCGGGAUAGAGCACACUUGUGAUCCUCUCAAGUGUGGUCAUGAUAAUGCUCAUUUUGUUUCAUGGGAUAAAUGUGUACCCUACCCUUCGCAUGGUGUCCGUAAUGUCCCUCCAGCUACAAAAAACUGCGUGACCUACACUUACUUUGACUCAAGUAGAUACAUGUGUCACGAUUCUCAAGAUGCACGGUUUCUAUGCCAUCACACGGUUAACGAUAGACCAGUCAUAACAUGUAAAGGAUGUAGUAAUUAA
Messenger RNA from Melampsora larici-populina 98AG31, 387 nucleotides. RefSeq lists its product as uncharacterized. The record is from RefSeq and is a predicted model, not a curated record. Bases 1 to 387 code for a protein of 128 amino acids. Lineage: Eukaryota; Fungi; Basidiomycota; Pucciniomycetes; Pucciniales; Melampsoraceae. The transcript has 5 exons.